CCGGAAUCUCGCGAUAAAUGUUUAUAGGCUCGCGAGAGCACGCCGGGUAGACGGGUUUUGGGGCGGCCUUAGCCGGCGUAGAGGAGUUGCAUGUGUCGCUUCAGCUGGCGGGAGCGGCGGGAGUGGAGGCGGCCGGGGCUGUGCGACCGCCCGGGUUUAUGAAAUGGCUGCUGACAUUUCUGAAUCCAGUGUGGCUGAUUUCAAAGGGGAUCCAAAGAACAGUGCCAAGUUAGAUGCCGAUUACCCACUUCGAGUCCUUUAUUGUGGAGUCUGUUCAUUACCAACAGAGUACUGUGAAUACAUGCCUGAUGUUACUAAAUGUAGACAAUGGUUAGAGAAGAAUUUUCCAAAUGAAUUUGCAAAACUUACUGUAGAAAAUUCACCCAAACAAGAAGCCGGAAUUAGUGAAGGUCAAGGAUCAGUAGGGGAAGAAGAAGAGAAGAAAAAACAAAAGAGAGGUGGAAGGGGUCAAAUAAAACAGAAAAAGAAGACUGUUCCACAAAAGGUCACCAUAGCCAAAAUUCCCAGAGCGAAGAAGAAAUACGUGACAAGAGUAUGUGGCCUUGCAACUUUUGAAAUCGAUCUUAAAGAAGCACAAAGAUUUUUUGCUCAAAAAUUCUCCUGUGGUGCCUCAGUAACGGGGGAGGAUGAAAUCAUCAUUCAGGGGGACUUCACAGAUGACAUCGUUGAGGUCAUUCAGGAAAAGUGGCCAGAGGUGGAUGAUGACAGCAUUGAAGAUCUUGGAGAAGUAAAGAAGUGAUUAUGAAAACUUGUAUUUAAUGACCUGAACUGAAAGUUGUAAGGCCAAUGAGAGAGGCUUUUUAAAAAUAUAUAUAUUUAUCCUGCAGUGAGACUGCAGCCUGCCCUCGUCCUUGGCGUUUUCACUGUUCUGCACAAGGCUGCUUGGUUUUUGUUUUUUGUUUUUAUUGCCACAGUGUAAUAAACAGGGAAGACUGUCAUGCUUAUGCAUGAGUUAGAAUUCAGUAAAAUAAACAUUUCUGGUCAUUUGGUACUUUCUACUUUUUUAAAAAAAUUAUUUUGGCAAAUCACUGCAGGCUUCUUUAUUUUGCUGUGCCGGGGAUCACACCUGGAGCCCUGUGUGUGCUGGGCAGGUGUCAUGCCAGUGACAUGUCUCCGCCCCAACACUGCGGGCUGCCUGGCAAGCUAUUCUGCUGGAUUCUUGCUCCCCAACAGCAGAGCGUUUUUACGAGAAUUUUAACUUGGCUUCUUUGCCAGUCAAGUGUCCAUUGUCUUGGUGUGACAUUGUAAGGUGGGUUAGGCUCACAGAUUGUGGUGGAAUUUGUUUCAUUGUUAACCAUAAGUCUGCUGUUACCUAAUAACUGCUGUUGGCAGUAGCCCAGGCUGCUCUGAGAUGAGGGGUUAAAAUAAAUAAUGCACUGUCAGACCCAGUAA
Cavia porcellus (domestic guinea pig) is the source of this 1413-nucleotide messenger RNA. It is a transcript of the gene Denr, whose product is annotated as density regulated re-initiation and release factor. Gene Ontology annotation, molecular function: mRNA binding; translation initiation factor activity. The record is from RefSeq and is a predicted model, not a curated record. Bases 164 to 760 code for a protein of 198 amino acids. Gene Ontology annotation, biological process: translation reinitiation; formation of translation preinitiation complex. The transcript has 8 exons. NCBI's taxonomy places the organism in Eukaryota, Metazoa, Chordata, Mammalia, Rodentia, Caviidae.